Messenger RNA from Parastagonospora nodorum SN15, 5046 nucleotides. RefSeq lists its product as hypothetical. Gene Ontology annotation, biological process: DNA replication; double-strand break repair via homologous recombination. The transcript is spliced from 3 exons. The coding region runs from base 1 to 5046 and encodes 1681 amino acids. Lineage: Eukaryota; Fungi; Ascomycota; Dothideomycetes; Pleosporales; Phaeosphaeriaceae. Gene Ontology annotation, molecular function: nucleic acid binding; four-way junction helicase activity; ATP binding. Gene Ontology annotation, cellular component: chromosome; cytoplasm; nucleus. The record is from RefSeq and is a predicted model, not a curated record.
AUGCCUCAGAACAAUUUUAAGAAGCACCUAUCGUGGCUGUUAUCCGAGAAGCCUUUCGUCCCGUCCGCCGCCUCGCUCGUUGCCUAUGACCCCGACGCUCCCACGAGCUCCACGACCCUUUCACAGCCCUGUUCCUUCCUGCUCGAACACGCAGUAAACAAUGAGCCGGGGCCUGAACCAGAGCCUGCCAACGUGCCACCGCCUGUACCACCCGUCAACCGACCGCCUCCACCCCGCACCCUCACCCGGACCAAGACCAUCGACAUACACAAACCCCCUGAGCCGGAGCGCGCCACGGCGGAUAUGGCGAGGUUGCGCGCAACACCAGGCAGCGGCAAACCAAGACUUGUGCUAGCAGGACUACCCCAGAAUGGCUCAACCGAGGCGCCAGCAAGCAGAGACGACUCGUCGUUCGUUACCAGACGAGACGGAAACCCUUCGCGACCCAAGACUCGUACUUUGGUCGCACCAGCAUUCAAAGACGCAGAGAGUAACAAGCAGCGUCGUACCGUCGCCGAAGUUGAGUCGAUUGACCUCACCGGAGACGACGAGAUCCGCUCUUCUCCAGUUCCAGCUGCAACUGCUCGCGGCAAGAAGCGGAAGAGCGACGAAUAUGCAGCGGACCUUCAGCGGACCAAAUCGCCACGACCUACUCCCGCUGCCCCCAAACACAGUCCUGAAACCAUGGUGGACGAGUUUCCCGAUAUCGAUGAUAUCGUCAUGGCUCCAAGUGACCCACCACCUCCGUACUCAACUAUUGUGCACACUCACGCCGUAAUGGACUCCGAAGACGAGGAGUUUGGUGACUUCGACGAUAUGGAAGUCGACACGGGAUCCCGGGUCAGGUGGCCAUCGCCUGGGAACGAGAAAGUGCGCGCAGAGACUCCCAGUACAAGUCCAAGUAAAAAGGAACGAGGCCAAUCUCAGCUGCCGAUUCGUUCUCCAGCCAAAGCGCCACAAAGUCCCGGGUCCCGCGAAGAUAUCAACAUUUCGAUGCCGACACCGAUUCAGUCGCAAUCAUCUAGGAAAGAAAUGCACUCGACAUCGAAACCAACGCCAACACCACUAGCAUCAGUUGCACUGAAGGAGGCUGUGCCGUCCUCUUCCGAGCUCUCCAAAGAGAGGAAAGAUGCCAUCAAGCAAGACAUUGAACUGUUCUUAGCAUCGGAAGGCCGUCGUCUACAAGAUCAUCUCAAUGCGGCGAAUUCGGCCUGGGAGACAGCUCGUGCAGCCUUUUUAAUGCACCUGGAACAGGCCUGCAAGCCAGACGCUUCCGAGCAGGAUAGAAUCCACCGUUCUCGUUCGCGAAAAGAUGCCGUGGAGCAGCUGAUCGCCUUGAAGACCAAGCGCGACAGUCUUGUUGCACAGCGUCAAAACGUCAAGAAAAAACUCGAAUACGACCUAGACAUCGGGCAAUUCGAUGCGGCAGACGGUGAGACCCUCAAUAGACUUUACAAGACACUGGAGGAUGUGCAGAUACAGAUGUACUAUCUCUUGGAUACAGCCGGGAUCAAACCGCAAAAGAAGGUCACGGUGAAGUUCGAGACCAUGCGACCAAGCAGUGUGAUGGUGCAGUCCACUCAAGUGAGCCCUGUAGGGAAGAAGUCCAAGGUUGCGCCAGGUCCAGCACUCAGUCACAUGCAGCAGACACAAUACGUCAAACAGACGCAAUUUGGUGCGCAGGAACUGUGGUCGCCGACACAUAGCAUUCGAUUUGCCCAAGGGCAGGUGCCGGGAUCUCCUCCAAUACCGCCUCUGAACCUGGGUUCCCGCACACAGACCGCCCAUCGCAUGGUAGAGAGAUCAACUACAAAUUCCCGAGAACGUCCACAUCGAGUACCUGAGACGCCACAAAGGCAUCGCUCGCCCUUCCGAACGGACGCCACUACUCGCAAGCACGAUGACCUGACCUCUUUCAAUGCUCCAGACGAGUUCGGAGACUUGGACUUCGAAGAGGACGAGAAUCUUUUCAUUAACAAUAUGGGGUCACCUUCGGGCCCGAUAGAAAUACAUGAUGACAAGAUCGACGAGGACUUUUGCGAGGAUGAUGAAGAAGACUUCAUGCACGAAAUAAGCAACAUUGAGAACGAAGGACCUGGUGGCUUCGACUGGAAAGGAGAUAGGGCUACCCAACAAGUCUCAACGAACACACGAGAAGUCUUCCGUGAAACGACAGUUAAUAAGGUCCCGCCUCGAAAUCCACCAGCCUCGCCAAAGAAGGCGCAGCUGGUUAUGCCUGGCAAGAAUCUGCCCGGCAUGAACUUUCCCUGGUCACAGGACCUGCGAAAUACUCUGAUCCAUCGAUUUGGACUACGAGGUUUCCGGCCAGGUCAACUCGAUGCUAUCAACGCAACCCUUGGUGGCGAGCAUUGUUUCGUAUUGAUGCCAACGGGAGGCGGCAAGUCCUUGUGUUAUCAGUUGCCCGCGGUAAUCACAAGUGGUAAGACACAAGGCGUCACUAUCGUCGUUUCGCCACUGCUCAGCUUGAUGGAAGACCAGGUCACGUCUGCCAUGGAGCGCUUCAAUGUGCAGGCGUUUUUGAUCAACGGCGAAUCAACACAGGCGCAAAAAACUCACAUUAUGGAAGGUCUACGAGAGCGAGAUCCUCAGAAAUUCAUGCAGCUCCUCUACGUGACACCUGAGAUGCUUAGCAAGAAUCAAAGGAUGAUCAGCGCUUUCCAGCAACUGCAUUCCCGGCGCCGUCUCGCCAGGAUCGUGAUUGACGAGGCACAUUGUGUCAGCCAAUGGGGCCAUGACUUCCGUCCGGAUUACAAGGCACUUGGGGAUGUUGUUCGACAAUUUCCAGGAGUCCCAGUCAUUGCACUCACAGCGACAGCGACUCAGCUCGUUCGCACAGAUGUGGUCGCGAAUUUAGGUAUCCAAGGAUGCCGCCAGUUCUCCCAGAGCUUCAAUCGGCCCAAUCUCUCCUACGAAGUGCUGCCCAAAUCCAAGAAUAUCAUCAACGACAUUGCGAAGCUGAUCAAAGAGAAGCACGACAAGAAAUCUGGCAUUAUAUAUUGCUUGUCCCGCAAGAGCUGCGAACAGGUCGCCGAAAAGCUUUCAAAUCUCGGCAUCAGUGCAUUCCAUUACCAUGCUGGUAUGGAGCCCGCCGAACGAUCUGCCGUCCAGCGCAAGUGGCAACAUAACGAGUACCACGUUAUUGUUGCAACAAUAGCGUUUGGUAUGGGUAUUGACAAAGCCGACGUGCGUUAUGUGGUCCAUCACACGCUUCCCAAGAGCUUGGAGGGUUACUACCAAGAGACUGGUCGUGCCGGCCGCGAUGGUAAACGAUCAGAUUGCUACUUGUACUACCAGUAUGGCGAUUGCAGGUCGCUGCGUAAGAUGAUUGAUGACGGCGAAGGAAGCUGGGAGCAAAAACAGCGGCUGCACGACAUGUUGCGCAGCGUUAUUCAGUUCUGCGAGAACAAGGCUGAUUGCCGUCGUGCCCAAGUGCUGGGCUACUUCAGCGAAUCGUUCGACCCCUCGAAAUGCAAAUCCACAUGCGACAACUGCCGGUCUGACUCGACGUUUGUGACCAAAGAUUUGACAGAGUAUGCUGCCAUGGCUAUCAAGCUUGUGAGCCAGGUCCAUGAAGGCAAUGUUACAAUGCAUCAGUGCGUUGAUGCAUUUCGAGGCGCAAAGAACGCCAAGAUUGGAAGUUCGGGCCUGAAGGAACAUGGAUGGGGCUUUGGUGAAGAUCUCGAACGCGGUGAUAACGAGCGUAUCUUCCAGCAUCUCCUGGAUGCAGGAGCCCUGAAGGAGAAGAGCAAAACGAACAAGUCCGGCUUCGCAACCAACUAUCUACGCAAGACAUUGAAGAUGCAGGUCAGGUCAUCUCCACGCAAGCCACGCGCUAAAGAGCCAGCUGCAAAGAAGGCAAAAAAGCCACGAACAGACUUUCCUUCUACCAACGUCUCCUCCCCCAUACGUGCGCCCAAACAAAAGAUUCGCCAAUACGCUUACAGCAUGGACGAUAAUGACGAAGACGAGGCGUUUGACGCACCCCGCCAUCCUACUCGCAAAAAGAAAGCUCGCGGGUAUGAAGACGAUGGUUUUGUGGUGGACGACGAUGACCUCGAUGGGGAUUUUCCACCUGUGCGGGUGGCCCGGUCCGUCAAGACAGCGCAGGGGAAGAAGCCAGAGUGCCCGAUGCCGAGUCCAGAAGAAAGGGUAGAACAGUUGGACGACAACCAGUCAUGCACUUAUAUAGACUUCAUGACUGGUGCAAGAAAACUGCGCAAGGAGAUUAUGGUUGCGAAGGAUAUUCGGAACCCGAUUUUCAACGACACCGUGCUUCAAAACAUGGGAUUGGAGUUACCCAAGGACUUGGACGAGAUGCUCUUGCUUCCAGAGAUCAGGCCGGAGAUGGUUGAGCGUUACGGGAAAAGAUUCAUGCCUCUCAUCACGAACUCCAGAAAACUUUACAGGGGCAAUGUCCCCGAGCGCAGGAUUCUACAGUCUAUCGGGCAGACUAAGCACAGCGUCGUGGACGAGGACGAUGACGACGACGAUGGUGAGAUUCUAGACCCCAACCAUCAGAACAUCAUCGACCUGUGUAGCGAGGGUGAGGGAGAGGGAGAGGGAGAGGGAGAGGGAGAGGCUGCUCCCGCAAUCGAAGACACGGAAAGCAAUUACUUCGACUCUGAGGAUGAUGAUGGUGACUUGCAUACUAGUCACCACUUUGCACAACACAUCGAUCCCGAGGUCGAAGCCUUCAAUAAUCGUAUGACCCAGCUUGGUCCUGCAGUACCGAAAUCGACGAAAGUCUCCGGAGCCUCAUCAGCAAGAGUUGGUUCGAGAGCGCCGGCUGCGAAGAAAGGCAAGACUUUUCGCCGCAACGGAUCUGGCAGCUUUGGCGGCAAGUCAUACGGGGGUGUAAAGAAACGAGCAGCCAAGGUAUCUGGUGGUCGCGCUUCUGGUGGCACAGGAACGACCAAGAAGGCCGCCACAGGUAGCCGCAGAGGCGGAGCACCUGGUGGAGGAGAACCUAGCGGAGGAGGGGCGUUGCCGGGUUCCUGGGGCGUUAUCAUGGCGAUGCCCACGUGA